Miscanthus lutarioriparius is the source of this 462-nucleotide messenger RNA. Lineage: Eukaryota; Viridiplantae; Streptophyta; Magnoliopsida; Poales; Poaceae. The record is from the annotation of a GenBank genome assembly.
AUGGCGGUGUACGCAUCAUCCGAGUUCAGCCGCGUGUUCUCGGCGCUGGACCGGGACGGCGACGGCAAGCUGUCGGCGGCCGAGCUGCGCCUCUGCAUGAAGGCGGCGCUGGGCGAGGACGUGUCGGCGGAGGAGGUGGACCGCCUGGUGGCGUCGGCGGACGCCGACGGCGACGGGCUGCUGAGCCAGGAGGAGCUCCUUGUGCUGGCGCUGGCGGGGACGGCGGCGGCGGAGGCGGAGGAGGAGGACGAGGGCCAGCGGCGGCGGGAGCUCAGGGAGGCGUUCGGGAUGUACGCCAUGGAAGGCGAAGGGUGCAUCACGCCGCUGAGCCUGAAGCGGAUGCUCUCCAGGCUGGGCUACCACCAGGACAUUGAUGAGUGCAGGGCCAUGAUCUGCAGGUUUGAUCUCAACGGCGACGGGGUGCUCAGCUUCGAGGAAUUCAAGGUCAUAAUGGAUGCAUAG